Danio rerio (zebrafish) is the source of this 3137-nucleotide messenger RNA. RefSeq names its product nuclear receptor binding SET domain protein 2 (gene nsd2). NCBI's taxonomy places the organism in Eukaryota, Metazoa, Chordata, Actinopteri, Cypriniformes, Danionidae. Gene Ontology annotation, biological process: chromatin remodeling. Gene Ontology annotation, cellular component: nucleus; chromosome. Gene Ontology annotation, molecular function: histone H3 methyltransferase activity; histone methyltransferase activity; protein-lysine N-methyltransferase activity. The record is from RefSeq and is marked validated.
AAAGAUUUUAAAAAAUGGAAAUGCCCAAAGGCAGCAUCAUCUGCACCGGCUGCUGUUCCUGCACCCAGGGGGAGGAGGCGGAAAACAGACAGAGAUGAAAAUAGGAAACGAUCUAAAAAAGCCUCAAAAGAGGAACCUCCUCCUAAAGCCAAACGUGGUCGCAAGCGGAAAGAGGAGUCGGGCAGGCAAUCCUUUCCUGCCUCCAAAAAGUGCCGCCCAUCAUCUUACGCUGAGCCAGAGAGACCCGAUUCUCCCAGUGACAGUACAGACGAAUCGCAUCCCUCAAAAAAGGCCGAACGCACUCCAGGUGCCAAGAAAGAGAGCGUGUGUCUGGUGUGUGAGCAGACCGGGGAGGAUAUUGUGACGUGUGCGGGACAGUGCUAUGGCACAUAUCAUCUGCAUUGUAUUGGAGUAGAGCGGUCAGCAGAAAAGAUCCUGUGCACUGCCUGCAGUACAGGUGUGCAUGUGUGUUUCACCUGCAAGAAGUCUGAAGGAGAGGUGCGGCGCUGCUGUGCGCUCCACUGUGGCCGUUUCUAUCAUGAGGCCUGCGUGCGGUUGAGUGCUCUGACCGUGUUUGAAAACCGAGGCUUCCGCUGCCCGCUGCACACCUGCCUCAGCUGCCACUACAGUGGACGCGCCGCCUGCAAGGCCACCAAAGGAAAGAUGAUGCGAUGUUUGCGGUGUCCUGUGGCCUAUCAUGUGGGAGACCUGUGUGUGGCUGCAGGCAGUGAGAUGAUCUCUUCCUCUGCCAUUGUGUGCACAAACCACUUCAGGGCUAAGAAAGGCUACAGUCACCACUCGCAUGUCAACGUCAGCUGGUGCUUUAUCUGCUCAAAAGGUGGCCGUCUGCUGUGUUGCGAGUCUUGUCCGGCUGCGUUUCACCCUGAUUGUCUGAACAUCGCUAUGCCUGAUGGCAGCUGGUUUUGCAAUGACUGCCGCUCAGGAAAGAAACCUAAAUACAGGGAUGUCAUCUGGGUCAAACUGGGGAACUACAGAUGGUGGCCUGCAGAGAUCCGUCAUCCCAAGAACAUCCCAACCAACAUCCAGCACCUGCGUCAUGAGAUUGGAGAGUUCCCCGUCUUCUUCUUUGGCUCUAAAGACUAUUUCUGGACGCAUCAGGGUCGAGUUUUUCCUUACAUGGAGGGAGACAGGGGAAGCAAGUACCAGCAGACUGGCAUUGGGAAGGUCUUUAAGAAUGCCCUGCUGGAUGCUGAAACUCGCUUUAAGGAGAUCGAGAUGGAGAGAGAGGCAAAAGAGGCUCACGAAAAUAACAAGAAGCCUCCUCCAUUCAAAUACAUCAAGGUGAACAAGCCUUGUGGGCGAGUGCAGGUGUACACCGCAGACAUCUCUGAGAUCCCCAAGUGUAACUGUAAGCCGUCAACUGAGCGGCCCUGCAGCUUUGAGUCUGAGUGCCUGAACCGCAUGUUGCUGUACGAGUGCCAUCCUCAAGUGUGUCCGGCCGGAGAGCGAUGCCAAAACCAGGACUUCACUAAACGCCUCUACCCCGAGACCAAGAUCAUCCGCACUGCAGGCAAAGGCUGGGGUCUGAUUUCGCUGCGGGACAUUAAGAAAGGCGAGUUUGUGAAUGAAUAUGUGGGUGAGCUGAUAGACGAGGAGGAGUGCAGAAGCAGAAUCAGACACGCUCAGGAGAAUGACAUCACACAUUUCUAUAUGCUCACUAUAGACAAGGAUCGGAUUAUAGAUGCGGGACCCAAAGGGAACUACUCUCGCUUCAUGAACCACAGCUGCCAGCCCAAUUGUGAGACUCAAAAAUGGACUGUUAAUGGAGACACACGCGUGGGCCUGUUUGCAGUGUGUGACAUUCCUGCUGGCACUGAGCUGACGUUUAACUAUAACCUGGACUGUUUGGGAAAUGAGAAAACUGUGUGUCGCUGCGGAGCUCCCAACUGCAGUGGUUUCCUAGGAGACAGACCCAAGAAUGGACAUACUUCUGAGCCUAAAGCCAAACUUCAGAAGAAAAAGCCCAAACGGAAAAGGGCCCGCAAUGAAGGCAAGAAGUCUGAGGAUGAGUGUUUCCGCUGUGGAGAUGGAGGACAGUUGGUUCUGUGUGAUAAGAAGGGCUGCACCAAAGCCUAUCACCUCUCCUGUCUGGACCGCACCAAGAGACCUUUCGGCCGCUGGGACUGUCCUUGGCAUCACUGUGACGUGUGCGGCAAGAACUCUGCUGCCUUCUGCCAGCUGUGCCCCAACUCAUUCUGCAAGGCUCACCAGGAGGGGGCGCUGCGCUCUCACCCACUCACAGGCCAGCUCUGCUGCCAGGAACAUGAAGACUCCGACAUCCGCCCGCAGACAGAGACCGCACAACUACCACCACCCACCAAACCACGCAAAUACAGGCGCAGAGCGGAGGCCAAAACCACCAGCAAAGCACCUCUCAAGAAGAGGCCCAGAAAAAAUGCAGAGGUGUAGUGUUUGUGUGUGUGUUUGUGUGUAGUGCGUUCUUGAACUGUGGAAGCUCCCGCUAAUCUCAGCUCCUGUCCCAAAUGAUUCAGUGAUAUUGACGUCGCGUUGACUGUUCUGGAAGCACUGUACCUGUCUGAUCAGGGAAGCGUUUAACACUGUAGAGCUCCUUAAAGCUGACCAUUCAGGUCCCUUCUCCACUUGUUCGGCCUCUUCAUGAUCUACUCGAGUGUGUAUGUGUGUGUGUUUGUUUGUUAGUGUGUUUGUGAUGAAUGGAUGACAGGGCUGACAGACUGAACACCAUAAAUAAACAGCAUUACGGGCGCCAAACUUGAAACCGAUUGAAUCUUGGCAUAGUUUUUGUUUUGUUUUUUAAACAGUAGAUAUGUAUAUGGAAAUGUAUAUGAAAGACCAAAAUUAUAAUAAUACUGGAUUUAUUGUUAGUUACAGGUGCCAAGAGUCCUUUGUUUUUUAACAAGUGUUAUGGUUAAAUAAGACACUAUGGGUAGCCAUUUCAUUUUUUGUUUUGUUUUGUUUUAGAGUCAGUUUCUUUAACUGUAGAGCAGCACAUUUUUUUUAAGCUUGGUUCAUUUUUUUGUACCAUUCUAGAGUUUGAGUUACCAGAAUGUUAGGCUGGUGAAUCUACCUAUUCAGAGUUUUAAAAGUGAAUCAUGACGGGCUUCUUGUGAUACAAGAAAUAAAGCUGGUUUUAAGCA